AUGGACAUUGAGGCCGACAGUAAAUCCUACGAGGCCGAUGGCGAUGACAGGCUGGGCCUGCAAGGCGACACAGAGGGAGAAUGCGACGGCGACUCCAAAGCAGACACUCCAGAUGUUCCUCUCUCCACAGCGGACACCUACAACACUCCACAGUACCUGAACAAAGCUCUGGCGGGCCUGCCGCCCAGAUGGAAGAACUACUGGAUACGAGGGGUUCUGUCUUUGGCCAUGAUUUCGGGCUUCUUCAUCAUCAUCUACAUGGGACCCGUCACUCUAAUAUUAGUGGUCAUGACCGUCCAAAUCAAAUGCUUCCAAGAAAUCAUCACCAUCGGCUACAGAGUUUACCAUUCCUACGAGCUGCCCUGGUUCAGGACGCUCAGCUGGUACUUCCUGAUUUGCGUCAACUACUUCUUCUACGGGGAAACUGUAGCGGAUUACUUUGGGGCUCUGGUGCAGAGGGAGGAACCUCUGCAGUUCCUGGCUCGCUAUCACCGCUUCAUCUCCUUUGCCUUGUACCUCGCAGGUUUCUGCAUGUUUGUGCUGAGUUUAGUGAAGAAACAUUACCGCCUGCAGUUUUAUAUGUUUGCUUGGACCCAUGUGACCCUGUUGAUUGUGGUGACUCAGUCGCACCUCGUCAUUCAAAACCUGUUUGAAGGGAUGAUCUGGUUCAUUGUGCCGAUCUCCAUCGUCAUCUGCAACGACAUCAUGGCCUACCUGUUUGGCUUCUUCUUCGGGAGGACUCCGCUGAUCAAGCUCUCACCCAAGAAGACGUGGGAGGGCUUCAUUGGAGGUUUCUUCGCCACGGUGGUCUUUGGCUUCAUCCUGGCCUACCUCCUGUCUCAGUUCCAGUACUUUGUGUGUCCCGUGGGCUUAAACAGUGAGACCAACGGGUUCACAGUUGAAUGCGAGCCGUCGGAUAUGUUCGUGAUGCAGGAGUACACGCUUCCUGCUGUGGUGCAGAACAUAGUGACAUGGAAAACGGUGACGAUGUGCCCCUUCCAGAUCCACAGCAUCUUCCUCUCGUCCUUCGGGUCUCUCAUCGGGCCUUUCGGCGGCUUCUUUGCCAGCGGCUUCAAGCGAGCCUUCAAAAUCAAAGACUUUGCCGACACCAUCCCCGGCCACGGCGGCAUCAUGGAUCGCUUCGACUGUCAGUACCUGAUGGCCACCUUCACGCAUGUCUACAUAGCCAGCUUCAUCAGAGGACCGAACCCCAGCAAGGUGCUGCAGCAGCUGUUGAUGCUUCAGCCUGAACAGCAGCUCGGCAUUUUCCACACUCUGCACUCCCACCUGAGAGCGAGGGGCAUGCUCCCCCCCGCUGCUGCCCCGGCUGAAUGAAAAAGGCCGCCUGGCUUCACGGGGCUGGCGUGUGCGUGUGUGUGCGUGUGCGUGUGCGUGCGUGUGUGUGUGUGUGUGUGUAAGCAUGUACACACACACACGCACUCUCUUAAAGUAUGGCGUGUGAUCUCAGAAGCGUCGGCUCCAACCAGUUCAUGACGACUUUGGACCUGAGGUGAGUCUCCAGACUACGUGGAAUAACUUCGUAGUAACCAAAAAAAAAAAAAGAAACACAAUACCGACAACAACAUCAAAACAUGGCGGCUUCGCUGCUUUCCACUUGGACCGGCACUGAUAACGAAUAAACUACAACGGGCCGUCCCCAUCCUAAGAGAACAGACUGAAGAUGAAAUCUGUUAUCGGACUCUGAAGGACACGGCUUCUCUCGGGCGCAGGUGGAUGCUGGAUGUUUCCUUUUUGUGGACGGCAAAAACAUUGCACUGACUUUAGCUGAACAGACGGUUUUUAAAGCAGCUUUUACCAGCAUUGGGCACGUGGACCUGAGCUACCGCUAACAAGACUGUUGAGAUUUGUCUCUCUGGGGCGAAGCAAUGAUGCAGCAGGGUUGUCAGAAUACUGUAGACUACUGUUUUAUAUACUAUGCUCUAUUUAAUGGUCCUAACCUCACUGCAUACAAAAAACAAAACAUGUAGCAUGUACGCAAAUCCUGUGUCGGGCUUCUGCUGAACAAAGCCAUGUUUCUUCUCUUCUUCCACAGCGUGAGACGUUUAGCUUUUAGGUUUCUGUCUGAAUCUAAAAUAACUCGCACAAGUAAAGUCAAUACAGGUUGACUGUAGGCAUGUUAACGCAGAAACUAGAGCAUCAGCACUCGAGUUCAUGUACUGUACAUAAAUAUACUGAAGAUAUUUAGCUGAACGAAUACCUAACGCAUAAUAUAAGUACUUGUGUGACCUGCUGGGGGGGGGGGAAAAAAACACUUUAAAGCUAUGAGAAAUGAUAUGCAAAAAUAGAGAUGUAACUCAUGUGUAGUUUGCCUUUUAGCAUGAACACUUUAGCUUGGUAUGAGGCAGGGAUGUAGACCUGAGGUCGCUGCUGAUUUAGAGGGUGUGCUGGGUGAACUCAAAGGAAUACUUUGACAUUUGGAAAAUCUGAUUAUUCAUGCCGAGAAUCGGUUCAGAGGAUCGAUACCGACCGGUGCCGGGAGGACGAGCGUAACGAUUUAGAGUCUCAAACGCCUACAAAACACUAGUUGACGGUUCUAUAUCGUAGCUAACAUAAAUAAUCACUAUUUUAGUUUAUUAGCUUUAUCUUAAUUAGUUUAUGUGGGGUCAAGCUUUAUCUGACUUGCACUUUUUGUGUGAAAGCUAAAAUUGCGUAAAAUAACAUUUGUUUUAAGUCACAGUUAAAGAUUAAAGUUGUUAAUAUUCUCUGAGAUUAAAGUAGUAAAUUUACAAACAAAUGUACGAUAUUAUUAAAUAAUAAGAUAUUAUUUAGUUCAUAAAGUCAUUUAUUCUCUGAUUAUGAAGUCGUAAAUCGAGGAAAACAUUUUAUUAAAGUAAUAUUCUUUUCAGUUUUUCUCCGAAUAUAACACCUCGUCCCAAACUCAUUCAUGUAUUUAUGGUUGUAGCUACGAUAACGCUAACACGCCGUCGUGGAAAGCAGUUGUUCUUCUAGAGAAGUCCUCCACCAAAGAAAAUCUUUGUUUCUUGUUUCUUAAUGUGAGUUAAUGAGUUUCUCCACUGAAAUCAUUGUGCAGAAGCACCACUUUAAAUCUUGUGUUCUCCAGAGAAGUGUUCAAACGUUUCUUGGUUAAAAUUAAUUUAGCAUAAAAAACGACUUGUCGACUAAAAGGGUGCAGCGCUAGUUUUUACAUUUGUUUGUAUACGGAUGAAACAAACGAGAUGUGUUAAAGCGCUUUAGAGGCGUAACUUUGAUAUAAGGGAAGUAAAGCCCCCCCCCCCCCCCGCUUCCACUCUUCAUGCUAAGCUAUGCUAACGGACGGCUAGCUCUGGAACCCGUACACAACGUACAAACGUGAGCGUGAUUUUGAUCUUCUCAAACUCUCGGACAAAGAAACACAUUUCCCAAAAUGGUGAACUAUUCCUUUGAAACUAAAUAAAAGACUGUGCUUCCUUUAAUCAAUUAAACCAAUGAUUUAAUUUGCACUGUAGCAGUUAGGUGGAGGGGGGGGGGGGGGUGCAUCAAACCACUCCGAAGGUUCCCACAGCCUCGGACUCGAUGUUUGUGAAACUGUUUCAAAAAAGAGAAAUCUUGCUAUUUUAAAGUCUUCUUAUGCGUUAAAUCACUGUUAAAUUAUUCUGGUUUGAAUGUAGUUUGCUAUAUGAGAUGUUAUCAACGAUAACGUGAGACCGGAGUACGUUUUUAUGAUGGAUCACGUGACCGCCGCUCGUGUGACGAAGAAGAUGCAUUAUGAGCGUGUUACGAGGUCGUUUACCAAAGCUCUGUCUGAUCAACACCGACUUCCUUCUGUUAUUGGAAAAGAAAAACGGCUCCAGGGCCCAGAUUCAAAACGCCGUGUCCUUCAGACACCCCCUCUGUUUCUGAAAGAUGAAACAGAGGGGGGGGGGGGGUGGUAGAUCUGGACGAAGACGAUGUCAUAAUUUAUUUAUCUGUUCUGUUCAUGUUUUCCUCGUAGACGUAUAUUUUUAGGGUGGAUUUCUGGGACCAGCUGUAUUGUACUGUAUGACUCUAGGACACACACACACACACACACACACACACACACACUACGUAGACACCAGGACAGAAUUCACAGUGAAGAAAUCUGACAAACUCGACACAAACGGCAGAUGAACAAAUGAUGCAUCUACAUAUAUAUUUAUAAGUUUUACAUGGAGUCUAAAGUGUGCCACUGGAAUAAUUCAACUCAGUUAAUGAAAUAAUUAAAACACUAUGAAGAGCUUUAAAAAGUUUAGAUUUGAAACAUGGAAACUACUAAAAGUUAGAAAAUAAUAAUAAUUUUACUAUUUAACUUAUUUUGUUCUGCUUUUAUUCUUUAGUUUUCAUUUAAUGAACACUUGCAUUUUGAUUUAAGUGAAAUGAUUUUUCUUAACACGAGAGUUUUGAUGUAUAAAUGACUCAAUUCAUUUUUAUUAAAAUAUUUGAUCAAUCAGCUAAUCGGUUACUUAAUCGACUUAUUGUUGCAGCUCUAGUUAGAUACACAUGCAAACAAAAGUACAAUUUGAAGUAGUUUGUAAAUGCGUCUAAAUGUAUUUUUUCUAAAGAUGGUAUUGAUAAAUUGUUCAUAAUACGUAUUAGUAUUCAUAAUUAUUAAGAUGAAGUGUAUUAUUUCAUUGGUGCGCUGGAGACUCCACAGAUUUCCAGUAAUAGUUCAAAUGAGAUCAAAGUUGUUUUGGACUAAUUUAUAUUUUUACUCAAACGUCAACGUAGGAAAUAAAACGGUAGUUUCAGAUGUUUGGUCAUUUUAAUUUAUCAUUCUGUGUUUUGAUUUGAGCAGAAAUGUUUUCUAAUGACGAUCGAUUAGCUUUUGGAGUGAAUAAGAACGAUACUGAGGAAUUAUUUUGUUAUUAAAGGAGCAAUACAAAGUCAUGUACAAACCACGUAUUGAUAUCUUGUUAGGGAGAUUGUAAAGCUGUUUACUGUACGGAGGUGAAUAAAGUUUCUUUUCUUUAAAA
Anarrhichthys ocellatus (wolf-eel) is the source of this 4952-nucleotide messenger RNA. It is a transcript of the gene cds1, whose product is annotated as CDP-diacylglycerol synthase (phosphatidate cytidylyltransferase) 1. Gene Ontology annotation, cellular component: endoplasmic reticulum membrane. The coding region runs from base 1 to 1335 and encodes 444 amino acids. The transcript has 13 exons. The record is from RefSeq and is a predicted model, not a curated record. Gene Ontology annotation, molecular function: phosphatidate cytidylyltransferase activity. Lineage: Eukaryota; Metazoa; Chordata; Actinopteri; Perciformes; Anarhichadidae.